CUAGUCGCCUUCUCUCCCCGCCGCUCCCCGGACCCCCCCGCCUUCCAGAACAUUCCACAUCUAGUAGGCUGCCGCCACCCCCACGCGCGCGCUCGUGACCGCCACCGUUCGCUGCGCUCGGGGUGCCAGGAGAAGAUCCCCCUCCUUGGUGGCGACCGCGAGGCUCUCCGGCGCCUUUGGCUCCCCCGCCCCCCUGGCGUGGCGCUUUGGUCCCCAGUUUGUCGGCUGUCUUUUCUGCCUGCGCUUGCAGGGUGGGGAAGAUGGGUGGGGUGCUCUUGCCAGGAUAACACCUUAUCCUGUUCCCCAUCCCCGUGCUAGAUCGAUGCGCUCUUGCGCGUGUGGGUGCAUCAUGUAUGUGUGUCCGGCGUGUUAGGGGCAGCUGCUUGUUCUUGUGCUUGGCUUAGAAGGGGGCUUGCUUACUGACACUGACCAACUGACCAUUCCAUUCCGGGCGCCAGAGUAGGGAUUCUAGUGUUGUUUCUUGGCUGGGAGGAGGGUAGGAUUUGGCUAUGGACCCGGUGCUGAACCCGGUGAAGGAGGAGAGCCAUGGGGAUGGUGGUUUGUUGCCGGGUGCAGCGGCUGGGGAUGGGCCAUCCGCUGCCGCGGCCGCGGCGCCGAAGCCGAUGGAGGGGCUGCACGACGCCGGGCCGCCGCCGUUCCUGACCAAGACCUACGACAUGGUCGAUGACGCGGCCACCGAUCCCAUCGUGUCAUGGAGCGCCACCAACAACAGCUUUGUGGUGUGGGAUCCCCACGCUUUCGCCACCGUGCUGCUGCCCAGGCACUUCAAGCACAACAACUUCUCCAGCUUCGUCAGGCAGCUCAACACCUACGGUUUCAGGAAGGUGGAUCCUGAUCGGUGGGAAUUUGCGAAUGAGGGGUUUUUACGGGGACAGGGGCACCUCCUGAAGAACAUUAGGCGUCGAAAACCUCCUGCUCAGAAUGCCUCAAACCAGCAGUCUCUUGGGUCAUACCUUGAGGUGGGACACUUUGGAUAUGAUGCUGAGAUUGACCGGCUGAAGAGGGACAAGCAAUUAUUGAUGGCAGAAGUGGUGAAGCUAAGGCAGGAGCAGCAGAACACAAAGACAAAUCUCAAAGCCAUGGAGGAUAGGCUACAAGGCACUGAGCAGAAGCAGCAGCAGAUGAUGGCGUUCUUGGCACGCGUCAUGCGGAACCCUGAAUUCUUGAAGCACCUGGUUUCCCAGAAUGAGAUGAGAAAGGAGCUCCAAGAUGCUAUUUCAAAGAAAAGAAGGCGCCGCAUUGAUCAGGGACCUGAAGUAGAUGACUUGGGAACCAGUAGCAGCCUAGAGCAAGGUUCACCAGUCCUAUUUGACCCCCAGGACUCGGUCGAAUUCCUUGUUGAUGGGAUUCCAACUGAUCUUGAGAGUACAGCUUUCAGUGGCGAAGGCCUGGUUGAGCCACAGGAUAUUGAUCUUGGUACCUCUGAGCAGCAGCAAGACAUGCCCCAGGAGGACUUGACUGACAACUUCUGGGAGCAAUUGCUGAAUGAAGGACUUGGCGAGGAGCAUGACAACCCUGUUGUCGAGGAUGAUAUGGAUGUGCUGUCUGAGAAGAUGGGCUAUCUCAACUCAGAUGGCUCGACAUCCAGGAAAUAGUUUUGUUUCAUUGCAUCACAUUGCCAUCACCUUUUGUAAUUUUCUCGUAUCCGUCCGCAGCUUUCUGAGUUCUAUCAGAAUUCAGAACGUGCAGUGAGUCGUGCUGUUGAUCCCUGCAUGUCUCGGUAGGUGGUGAUGGCAUACCUUGUUCUGUUGAUAUUCUAAUGUUAAAGGGUGUAGACUUGUAAAUGGGCUCAAAAUAUCUCACUGUAACAGCAGCUGCUAAUGUUCAAUCCUUAUUUCUCUGGUACCAUAACGUGUGCCAGUAGUACAUUCAGCCUGCCUGUUUAUUGUCCUUGUU
This is a messenger RNA of Panicum virgatum (switchgrass), 1917 nucleotides long. Its product is annotated as heat stress transcription factor A-2b-like. The coding region runs from base 510 to 1616 and encodes 368 amino acids. Gene Ontology annotation, cellular component: nucleus. The record is from RefSeq and is a predicted model, not a curated record. The transcript is spliced from 3 exons. Gene Ontology annotation, molecular function: RNA polymerase II cis-regulatory region sequence-specific DNA binding; DNA-binding transcription factor activity. NCBI's taxonomy places the organism in Eukaryota, Viridiplantae, Streptophyta, Magnoliopsida, Poales, Poaceae. Gene Ontology annotation, biological process: regulation of transcription by RNA polymerase II.